AUGGAUUUCGCUAAGUUGAUGUCCGCACAUAUAAAAAAAGGCAAAGACACAGCCUCACCAGCCGAACCUACCGAGAAAAAGUACUUGAAGCGCAGCGAGAUCGAAGCACAGCGGCAAGCCGCAUACGUCGCCGAACAAGAAGCCGCGGAGAAGGCACGACGAGAACGUCACGAGAAGAAGCGCAAAGCCGAGGAAGAUGAAGCCGAGAGGGAAGCCGAGCGCCGGGAAAAGCGCAUGCGCAUGGCCGAGGAAUCAAGACGCAUAAGGGAAGAAGAGGAAGAGGCAGAGGAAAGACAGCGGCGAAAGCGGCUAGGUCUUCCUGAUCUUCCACCCAAGAAGAAGGACGGUGAAGGAGACGGCACACCGGUCCCCGAAGACGAAGAUAUCGAAGACGAAGAGCUCGUCGCAAAGCUAAGAGCCCUCGAUGAGCCAGCGUGGCUAUUCGGCGAGACACACAAACAACGCUUGAAGCGAUACAAGAAGCGCGUCGGCGCAGACAGCCUAGCAGCCAUCAUGACGGACGGUCCGAUACCCACAACACUACAACUCGUACCGGAGAAGGACAUGAAGGUCAGCCCCCAGGUACCCAAGGACAAGGAGGGUCGCGAGUUCCUCUUCAGGCAAUUGGCGAGCUAUUUCACCAUGGUGCUGAAAGAAUGGGACCUCACACUCCUACGCCGAGACCCCGAAGUCAAGGAGAGCUACCAAGGAAAACAAGCCUACGCCGCCAUGGUACAAGCGCGAGAGAACAUGCGGCCCCUGUUCAAGAAAUUGGAGAAGUUCGAUCUUCCAGACAGUAUCGUCGAGCCCGUUGUCGAGAUUGUGCACGCCGCACAAGAGCGAAGAUACGUCGACGCGAACGAUGGUUAUCUACGUCUCAGUAUCGGCAAGGCGGCGUGGCCCAUCGGUGUUACCAUGGUGGGUAUCCACGAGAGAAGUGCGCGAGAAAAGCUACAUGAGAGCGAUAAGAAUGCGGCGCAUAUCAUGAGCGACGAGAUGACGCGGAAGUAUCUGCAGAGUAUUAAGCGGUGUUUGAGCUUUGCGCAGACGAGGUGGCCGCCUACAGAUCAGCUGCAGCUCAUGGGCUGA
Messenger RNA from Alternaria incomplexa, 1089 nucleotides. RefSeq lists its product as uncharacterized. Gene Ontology annotation, cellular component: U2-type post-spliceosomal complex; U4/U6 x U5 tri-snRNP complex; U5 snRNP. The transcript has a single exon. The record is from RefSeq and is a predicted model, not a curated record. NCBI's taxonomy places the organism in Eukaryota, Fungi, Ascomycota, Dothideomycetes, Pleosporales, Pleosporaceae. Gene Ontology annotation, biological process: RNA splicing; generation of catalytic spliceosome for second transesterification step. Bases 1 to 1089 code for a protein of 362 amino acids.